Paracoccidioides brasiliensis Pb18 is the source of this 3426-nucleotide messenger RNA. RefSeq lists its product as uncharacterized. The transcript has a single exon. Bases 1 to 3426 code for a protein of 1141 amino acids. The record is from RefSeq and is a predicted model, not a curated record.
AUGGCUGAGGUUCUCGAUCCACCCACCAGUGUCCAACGCUCCUCUUCCGAAACGUCUACUUCCUCUAAGAAAAGCCAUAGAGGCAAGCCCGUCCGUUCGAAAGCCUUCAAACGACUCUCUGCCUCCUCGCCUACCAACCCGCAGACAGACCUCACCUCGUUUCCUUCCCUCUCCCCCGAUACUUCCCCAGAGGGUUUUCGAGGUGAACCAGCAUUGAAUCACGCGCUCAGUCAGGCCUUGUUGACGGAAAAUAAUUCCCGCCGGAGCGCUGAUCGUGGUCGCAAAGCCACACUGGAAGGUUUGAUGACCUCGUUGCCACAAAUAUCUGGUCGCAGUGCGCUCUUUAAUGACUCAGUGGCGUCGAGGAAUGUUCCGGGCUCGCUCCACCUUGCCAAUGAUGACCACAUCGAGCGCAUCGUUGCAAGGACUGGCGCAGUGAAACUGGUGCGGCAGUUUGCUCGGGACCUUGCACUACGAGAUGCUGAGAUCUCCUCGAUCCGGCUGCGUGCGGAUGAGAGGGAGAAAGAAUUGAAGAAAAUGCUUCGUGAGGCACAGGUAUCCAACCAGACGAUCGAAAAUAGACUCUACAUUCUCGAGAACCCGGUGGAGAAAUCGAUCGACGACAGUACAGAAAGUCUCGGUCCAUCAAGUGGUGCAAGAAAGGUGUCGCCUACGAUAGACGAUAUGGUGAACCAGGCCAUGAGUGACGAUGUGGGAAUUCAGGUGCUGAGAUCGUCGCCCGAAGAAUAUGGCAAAGGAGAUGCGGAUUUUCGUGACACCAUUCGUCCCGGUCGCCAUGAUGUCUUUCAGCCCAGAAGCCCCAGUGUGGGAUCGACUAAGAAAACUUCACCCACGUUGUUUCGUGGCUGGCAGAGUUACAUUUGGGGGAGUGCCACUGUUAGUCAAAAGACGAGCAAAGCAAGUAGCAUCAUGAGUGACCUAGGUGCACAUGAUGACAGUGAUGAUUUAUUGCACAUGCCUAGUUCAUCUGUCAACCGUCGGAAGGGUUUGGACGAACAAUUAUUUCAGCAUCAUGGUGUGAAUCCAGCUGCUUUUACCCCGGAUACCAAAACCGUGACGAAGUUAAGAAAUGGGGAUGAUUCAAGUGCUAAUUCUCGUCAGUCGUCGAGGUCGUUAGCAUCGUGGACUGUGAAGCUGUUUGCAGGUAAUCCUCAAGCUGGUAAAGAAGUCUCUGAUUCCAGAAGCACCAAAAGCCACACCCGGCCCAAUACACCAAGCUCUAGGGCCAGACAGUCUUCGGCUACGGAAUCAUCAAAUGUUAGCGGGUCUGCCAUUGCGGCUUUGAAACGUCUAAAUGGCACCGUCUCUAGGCCACCAAGGUCCCUAAAAUCACACACUAACUCCAGUGUACGAGAUUCUAGAACCAGCCUCUCCGGGCCUCGUCGUGAUGGCCUUUCCGGCCCGAGACAGACCGCUACACCUGAAUCUAGGAUUGGAGACGAGAAUCCAACAAAUUUAGGUCCUGUGGAGAUGGAUGCUAUAUUGCCUUUGGAAUCCCGACCACCAACACUAUCACACCUCUAUAGAAAUUAUCAACCAGGGGACCUUCUGACAGACCGGUUUGGUUUUAUUUACGACCAAAGGAGGAAGAAGCGGCAGAGAGAAGCUGAUGGGUCUAACCGCAAUUCGAAGCGGGCAGGCAUCCCAGGAACACUUGAGGGAAUCCGGGGUGAUCCAGAUCUGACCAUAAAGCUGGAACUAAAUGGCAAGGAGUCUCCGUCUUCUCCAACACUCGUUGAAGAUUCUGAGAGUGGAACCGUUCCUGUUAGACGAUGGCAAGAUUAUUUAAAAGUAGCUACCAAACCGACUGAGCUGCUCUCCCAUACUCCAGCCGCAGGUCCUAUUGUCGCUGUAGCUAGUGCUCCCGAAAGGAAACAGCGCUCAUCAUCUGUCACAAUUAAGAAAGGCGGAUCCAUAUCCGUUGUCAAUUCUACGCCCCAAGCUGCUGUGCUUAUGUCUCAGGUUGUUUCCAACGACGCAGAGUUCGCAUGUUCAGUAAACGAUGCAUCUGUUGUACCAGUUCCAGCCUCUGAGCAGGAACCUGUGAGACUACUGUUGGAACGGCUCACUGAGCUGCAUGAUUCUCUUCAAAGAGACCGUACGGUUAAGUGGAAUGAAUUUAUGCGGAAAGUCCGCGCGGAACGCAGAAAGGAGGGAGAAGCGUCGGACCGGCCAAGUGUAUCUCUUGCAAUGCCUGAAGUGUCACUCGCAGAUGGAGAAGUUGUUGGCAUAUCUGGACUUGGGAACAAGGGUAAAGUUGGGCGAGCUAAAUGGCGUGAAUUCAAAAGUCUCGUUCUCGGAGGCAUUCCCGUCACGUAUCGUGCGAAGGUCUGGUCUGAGUGCAGUGGGGCUUCUGCAAUGCGAAUUCCCGGAUAUUAUGACGAUCUUGUAAAGGGUACCAUGAAACAGGAGACUGAUCCAUCUGUGGUUGCGCAGAUCCAGAUGGACAUCCAUCGAACGCUGACGGAUAACAUUUUCUUCCGCGAAGGACCUGGCGUCCAGAAGCUGAAUGAUGUUCUCUUGGCUUACGCUCGCCGCAAUCCCGAUGUGGGUUAUUGUCAAGGCAUGAAUUUGAUUGCUGGAUCGUUGCUUCUGAUCAUGCCUACGGCCGAAGAUGCCUUUUGGAUCCUUGCAUCGCUGAUUGAGAAUAUUCUGCCCCCGCACUACUAUGACCAUGGCCUCCUGGCAUCGCGUGCGGAUCAGCAAAUUCUUCGCCAAUAUGUAUCUGAGAUCCUGCCCAAACUCUCAGCGCAUCUUGACGAGCUGGGGAUCGAACUUGAAGCGUUGACUUUCCAGUGGUUUUUGUCUGUUUUUACAGACUGCUUAUCAGCUGAGGCGCUGUAUCGAGUCUGGGACGUUGUUUUCUGUCUCAACACGCCUGCUACGACGCCAGCUCCAACGACCGUGCUGUCGACUACAUCCCAGGCCCAGAAUCAGACGUACCCAGAGAAUAAGCCGGGAAGUACAGUGUCGGUAUCGAGUUUGCUUUCCAACCCAGCCAACAACCUAAUCGGAUCCACCCCAUUGCCAAACGGCGACCUAUUAAACACCAACGAUGGCGGUGGGGGAGGAAGCACGUUCUUCUUUCAAGUCGCCGUAGCACUCCUUAAGCUUAACGAGCAGCAACUUCUGACGGCAUGCUCGACGCCAGCGGCGGUGUAUACGUACAUCAACCACCAAAUGACCAACCACGCCAUCAGUAUUGAUGGGUUGAUUCAGGCCAGCGAGGCGUUGAGUAAUGUUAUUAAGCGGAAGGACGUGUGUGCGAGACGUAUUGCUGCGUUGAGGGAGAUGAGAGCGGAUAUGAGUGGGGGUGGAUAUGCGGGGAGCAUGAAGACUGAUAAUGGUGAUGGGGCCUCGACUGGAGUUGGUGCUGUUGCUGGAGUUGCUGUUAAUACCCAGUAG